This is a messenger RNA of Aspergillus fischeri NRRL 181, 648 nucleotides long. Its product is annotated as putative Ras family GTPase (Rab4b). Bases 1 to 648 code for a protein of 215 amino acids. Gene Ontology annotation, cellular component: endosome. Gene Ontology annotation, biological process: regulation of endocytosis. The record is from RefSeq and is a predicted model, not a curated record. Lineage: Eukaryota; Fungi; Ascomycota; Eurotiomycetes; Eurotiales; Aspergillaceae. The transcript has a single exon. Gene Ontology annotation, molecular function: GTP binding; GTPase activity.
AUGGAUGCACGCGCUCUUGCAUCUCCUAACCUCACUGUUCUCCUGGCUGGGAAUAAGGCGGACCUUGCGUCUGACUCCGUGACCCAUGGCGAUUUCGCAGAUGACAGCAUGAGAGCACCCCCUACUCCUUCCAGCACUAGCAGCAAGCAGUCAUCAUUCCCAAUCGACUCGGUUCCUGGUUCCGUUCGAUCUACAAGCCUUCUGGGUACUGGAACAAGGCUCACGGCGACAUAUGCCUUCGAAGGUCGUCAAGUGAGUGCCGAAGAGUCAGCGCGUUGGGCUGCCAAGGCGAAUAUUCCUGUUGCUGUCGAGGUGUCGGCUCUUACCGGAGAGGGCGUGGAAGAAUUGUUCAACCGGCUGGCACGAAUUAUCCUUACCAAGAUUGAGCUAGGGGAGAUCGAUCCCGACGAUCCUCAAAGUGGCAUUCAAUAUGGAGAUGGCGGACUGUAUGGCCAGGGCACUAGCGAUGGGUCGAGUAUUCGAAGUCGAAUGACAGUCGAUGAUAAUUCCGUGCAACUGCAUCGCAGGAAUCCAAAAAGGCGGGGUGGCAGUAGGGGAGUGAAUAACUGGAGAAGCAACAUGGGAGAAUGGGAAGAGGUCUUUCGACUCAGCGGCUCGCACCAAAAGAAGGGUACCGGAUGCUGUUGA